Messenger RNA from Durusdinium trenchii, 486 nucleotides. Lineage: Eukaryota; Dinophyceae; Suessiales; Symbiodiniaceae. The record is from the annotation of a GenBank genome assembly.
AUGCAUGUGCAGGGCGCACGCCGUGCGAACAAAGAAAACAUCUGCGACGUGAACCCCUGCAGCUUGGCCGUGCUCUUGGCGCUGGCGGCGGUGCUCACCGCGCCGAAUGCGGCGGAGCUCUUCGGUGGCUUCAGCCUCUCAGGGCUCGCCGGAGGAGUCUCCUUCUUCAAGAACUUCAUCGUUCAAUGCGUCACAGAGGUACUCGAGCCAGUGAUGUGCAACGUUCUGCCGCCCGCCUUGAUCUUGAGCUUCCAGGAUGAGAAGAUGGCGGCGAGCAUGUGUGCCAUGAUGGACCAUUUGAUGGCCAAUCCAAAGUUCCUGGAAGUCCUCAAGAAGUUCAUCAAGACCUCCAUGACCGACGAGCACCUCUUGGGAAGUCUGAAAGCAGUCAUGCAAGAGGCGUUGUCGGAUAGCGACCUCUACAAGUCCGCCAUGCAUGGCUUGGGCACUCGGAGUCGCUCACAGCUUGAACCCCUUGCACAGUGA